Sardina pilchardus (European sardine) is the source of this 1391-nucleotide messenger RNA. RefSeq names its product limb and CNS expressed 1 (gene lix1). The transcript has 6 exons. The record is from RefSeq and is a predicted model, not a curated record. Gene Ontology annotation, biological process: autophagosome maturation. The coding region runs from base 98 to 1012 and encodes 304 amino acids. Gene Ontology annotation, cellular component: cytoplasm. Lineage: Eukaryota; Metazoa; Chordata; Actinopteri; Clupeiformes; Clupeidae.
CGGGGGAGCAUGUGAGUUGGUUUUUAGGUGAUUCUUGGAAUCAAAACAGAGACCCCCGCACACUUGUUGAGCAUUUGGGAUUCCUUUGGAGGAGAGGAUGUCUGCACCUCACUUGCAGGAUGAUAAAGUCUUCAAAGACUUGAACGUUGUGGCAAUGCUUCAUCAGUUUUGGGAGCAGAAGCAGGUGAAGGGGGCCUCCGUCCACCCAGAGAAUCUAGUCGUCUACGAAUCCUCCGUCUCCCCCAUGCCUCCUUUCAUCUGCUACGUCACACUGCCAGGCGGGAGCUGCUUCGGUAAUUUCCAGGACUGUUACACCAAGGCAGAGGCGAGGCGGGAUGCUGCCCGAAUUGCCCUGAUGAACUCCAUGUUCAAUGAGCUGCCCUCACGCCGGAUCACCCCAGAGUUUAUCACAAGAAGCCUCCAGGAGGCUGUGGCUACUACCAGUGGGUGUGUUGAGGAUGCCUCAGACCCCAGCACAAGUAUUGGAUCCUACUGUCUCAUGCUCCAAUCAAAUACUGGCAAAACAAUGCUGGAAUUCCAGGAGAUCAUGACGAUGUUUCAGCUUCUGCAUUGGAAUGGGUCACUAAAGGCAUUUCGUGAAAGAAAAUGUAGCCGCCAGAACGUCAUAAACUACUACUCACAGCACCGUCUGGACGAGUGCACUCGGAGCCACAUGGUGCUGGACUGGAUCGUGCGGGAGCAGCAGGCGCCGGGCCUGGUGGCCCAGGAGCUCCAGGGGGCCCUGCAGGAGCUGGAGGAGGCCAGGCGCUCGGGCCGCGAGCUGCGCUUCCACAAGGAGAAGAAAGAGAUCCUGAGCAUUGCCCUGAGUCAGGCCUACAGCGAGCAGCUGGAGUACAGCCCUGAUGGGGACCGGUGGUCUCACGCGGAGCCAGAUCCAGAUUAUAUCAGACAUAACAGACAACCGAGCCAGGAGAGCAGCCUGACAGAUCAAACUGAGAGCUACGAAUUCUACUCCCAAGAAAAUAUAAACGACAGAGAAUCUCUUGGUUGAUCUUCAUAUCAUAUGGAUUGGAAGACAACUCAUCUCUGGCCAGGAUUAACAUGGGCUUGUUUUUCAGAGAUUGUGGGAGCAGUUAGGAGUCUGCUUAGUGAUGUCUCAAUUAUAAUGUGAAAUGAUGGACAGUGGCUCUCUACCAUUUGUAAUUUGUGGUCAGCAGUAUGGAGUAGCCUAUGUGCAAAACUAAUGGUAACCUACUGAUAGGUUUACUAGACCACACAAAGAGAGAGCACUUCCCCCAUGCCCACACUUGUCACUUCACACAGAGUUUGCUACAAAGAUGUUCAUGGAUGACUUAGCCUGCAGGUGCCAAAGUGACACCAAAUAUUUUUGUAAUAAAACAUUAUGCCUCACUGUGAUAAAAAAAAUAAAA